AUGUCCACUAAGAAGGAUAUGCGAAGGCCGGACCUGGUCGUCCCGUACCAGGAGCCCGCGCCCAAGUCCGGCGAUAACGCCGAAAUCUCCUCGACCCUCUCAUCCACACUCCCCAUGGCCGCCAUAUUUACGCGGAACAGGUAUAUCGGUUGGGCCUCGGUCGUCAUCAGCAUCCAGAACUGGCUCGGCGAGAGUGAGGAGACCAGUAAGAGCAGCGCCAGCACUCCCGGGUACUUCACCAUUGGCAUGUCAGCCAUGGCCCUCGCCGUAACCUACCUUCCGAUGUUUCUUCCGCCGCCGCCGAACCAAGCCACCAGCACCGGGCCCGCCGCCCCAGCCGCUGCUUAA
Molecule: messenger RNA, 348 nt
Organism: Daldinia childiae
Lineage: Eukaryota; Fungi; Ascomycota; Sordariomycetes; Xylariales; Hypoxylaceae
Exons: 3
Coding region: 1-348 (115 amino acids)
Biological process (GO): protein insertion into ER membrane
Cellular component (GO): endoplasmic reticulum membrane
Molecular function (GO): protein folding chaperone
Source: RefSeq, a predicted model, not a curated record